Molecule: messenger RNA, 1531 nt
Organism: Asparagus officinalis (garden asparagus)
Lineage: Eukaryota; Viridiplantae; Streptophyta; Magnoliopsida; Asparagales; Asparagaceae
Product: putative pentatricopeptide repeat-containing protein At1g56570
Exons: 2
Biological process (GO): RNA modification
Molecular function (GO): RNA binding; protein binding
Source: RefSeq, a predicted model, not a curated record
CAAAUACUGACCCUUAAGCCCCUCUACGUAUUGAGUUGAACCUAGUUGGACUUCAGAUUAGGAAUGAAGCCGAGCCCAUAAAAUGACAAAAAUACCCUUCAAAGUUCAUUACAGAUCCUCUCCCGCCAAAUCCAAACCAAAUCCAAACCUCUCUCUAAUUUCAUGCACAAACCUCAUCAAAUCAUGCUGCGACUCAGGGGCGGUAUCUGCCGCCCGCCGCCUGUUUGAAGAAAUGACGGAAAGAGACGUAGUCGUCUGGACCGCGAUGAUAUCGGGUUACACAUCCAAUAACCAAUACACGAAUUCAUGGGCCUUGUUCAAAAACAUGCUCUCUCAUGAUGUAAAGCCCAACGCAUACACGCUCUCGAGCGUUCUCAAGGCCUGCAAAGGGCUCGAAGUGAGCCCGAGAACGGCCCAUGGGAUAACCGUGAAGCUGGGCUUCGAUGAGGUAGCGCACGUGCAGAAUGCGCUUAUUGAUGCAUAUGCGGCGAUGGGAGGGGAGGGGGUUGGGGAUGCGAUGACUGUGUUUGAAGGAAUUGAGGAGAGGAAUGUUGUGGCGUGGACGACUAUGAUUGCGUCUUAUGCACGGUGGGGAGAUGCACGUGCUGCAAUUCGAGUGUAUCAGAGGAUGAUGACUCAGGAGGGGGCUGAAUCGAACCCGUUCACUUCCUCCAUCGCAAUCCAUGCCUGCGCUUCCAUGGCUGACCUGACCCUUGGCACGCAGCUCCACUGCUCUUCAUCAAAAUCGGGGCACGUGCACAGUCUGCCGGUGUCCAACGCCAUCAUCGACCUGUACUUCAGAUGCAACUGCGUAUCAGAAGCAAAACGGUAUUUCAGGGAAAUGCAUCAAAGAGAUCUUGUCACUUGGAACACCAUGAUCGCUCGUCUCGACCAAUGUGGGUCCCAUGAGGCGAUAACUCUGCUGUCCGAGAUGAGCCUGCACUCUCUAGAGCCUAACUGCUUCACAUUCACCAGCAUUGUCUCAGCCUGCGCUCGCCUCGCCCUCCUAAACUGUGGCCAGCAAGUGCAUGCAUCCAUUAUAAGAAGAGGCUUUUCCCAAAAUCUACAGGUAUCGAAUGCACUUGUCAACAUGCACACAAAAUGCGGAAGUAUCAUCGACUCGAUCAAAAUCUUCGACGAGAUGUCUCAUAAGGACAUAGUAUCCUACACGUCGAUGAUGGUAGGUUACGGAUGCAAUGGCUACGCCAAAGAAGCGAUAGAUUUGUUCGAAGAAAUGACUUCUUUCGGAAUCCAACCAGAUCCCGUCGUGUUUAUAGGCCUGUUAAGCGCCUGCAGCCACGCUGGACUCGUCGACGAAGGCCUGACCUACUUCAACCGAAUAACUACAGAAUACAACGUUAAACCAAAUAAGGAGGUUUACGGGUGCGUCGUGGAUCUCCUAGGGCGAGCGGGGAGAGUCGAAGAGGCGUAUGAGCUGAUAGAAUCGAUGCCAUUUGAGGCCGACGAGUCAAUUUGGGGGGCGUUGCUCGGGGCUUGUAGGGUUCAUAGGAAGGUCGGGCUGGGGAGAUUG